Poecilia latipinna (sailfin molly) is the source of this 1358-nucleotide messenger RNA. Its product is annotated as erythroblast NAD(P)(+)--arginine ADP-ribosyltransferase-like. NCBI's taxonomy places the organism in Eukaryota, Metazoa, Chordata, Actinopteri, Cyprinodontiformes, Poeciliidae. Gene Ontology annotation, molecular function: NAD+-protein-arginine ADP-ribosyltransferase activity; NAD+ poly-ADP-ribosyltransferase activity. The transcript is spliced from 3 exons. Bases 274 to 1107 code for a protein of 277 amino acids. The record is from RefSeq and is a predicted model, not a curated record.
UUUAGUUUAUGAACUUCUGCUUCUGCCUUGUGUAUAAAACAGCGUAGUGCAGGGCUGGUGGGCAGAAGGCUUCUUCAUUUUACUCGGUGUUUUUGUAUUUUGCUCUUUUCACUAAAAGUUUUUGGAUCCUGAUCUAUUUCAUAAUUUUGAUUUUUCUGCCAAAAAAAAAAAUAAAUAAACAAUUAACUAAAACACAGAAACCAUUUUUAAUAUUUUGACAUUCAUCCUUCCAGAAGCUCUUCAUAUAACCUCAGAGUUGUCUGCUGAGUCAAGAUGGCAAAGUUGGUCAUUUGGGUCACUGUGUUCAUGUUAUUUGGAUCCUGUGUUGGGAUUCCACAAGCAAAGUUGAUGAAGGAAUGUAAAACUUUGCCGGAUUGCCCAAUCAAACUGGAUAUGGCUACAGACUCUGUGGAUGACAUGUACGACAAAUGUGAAAAUGACAUGGAGAGACAAGUAAAGACAUUUUUAUCAAAUGAGCAAAACACAAAUGAAAACUUCAAACAGGCUUGGAAUAAAGCUGAGGAAUACUACAAGAGUGAAUGGGAAAAUAACCCGCAGCUGAAGAAAGAACAAAUCAUGGCUCUUCAUGCGUACACCCUUGAAGACCCACCUUUAUACUGUGAUUUCAACGAAGCAGUCCGAACAAAUAAAUCUGUGUACAAAACCAAAUUUCAAUAUCACACUCUGCACUUCUACCUCACCAUGGCUCUGCGCACCAUCAAACGGAAAGCAGAAGAACAUUGUGUCACUGUUUACCGGAGAACACGCUGUAAAUUCAGCAGAGAUGUUCUCAACAAACAGAUUCGUCUCGGCGCUUUUUCCUCCAGUUCGAUGGGUGACUAUUCUGAUGAACAGUUUGGCACCCAGUCAUGCUUUGAGAUCUCCACCUGUUUUGGAGCAAGCAUCUCAGAGUUCUCUGAGUUUGAGACAGAAAGUGAAGUCCUGGUCCCUCCGUAUGAGGUUUUUAAAGUAACAGAAAUAAAAGAAAGCUCUGAGGACAACGAGCUUCCAUGUGAGGUCGUCUACAAGCUGCAGAGCACAAAAACAACUCGUUCCAAUUUAAACUGUGCUCUGUUCAAGAAGAAACAUCUGCAUGGUUUUAACUGAACAGUCUGGAAAUAAAAGUAACUGCAAAUUUGGGCAUAAUUUGAGAUUUUUAAAAGAAAAUUGGCUACUCAGUUCUAUUUUACAAUUAGAUAUUAAAAUAAAUAUACAACUGUGAGUGUGUACACCUACAUUCGCUACGGUCUACAAAAAAAUUAUGAAAAAAUGCUCUAAAUUGUAAAGCUGAAAUUAAAUGACAGGUAACAUUGAAAUCUUAAUUUACAGAAGUGCACAUUAGUUUGAACUACAACCUU